Hyla sarda is the source of this 1963-nucleotide messenger RNA. Its product is annotated as zinc finger protein OZF-like. The transcript is spliced from 7 exons. NCBI's taxonomy places the organism in Eukaryota, Metazoa, Chordata, Amphibia, Anura, Hylidae. Gene Ontology annotation, biological process: regulation of DNA-templated transcription. Bases 16 to 1788 code for a protein of 590 amino acids. The record is from RefSeq and is a predicted model, not a curated record.
ACUGUCUAUUUCUCCAUGGAGGAGUGGGAGUAUGUAGAAGGACACAAGGAUCUGUACCAGGACAUAGUCAUGAUGGGGGAUCACCGGCCCCCAACAUCACCACUGGAUUUAGGCCCAACAAGGAUGGAGAAGGCCAGAAAGCACAUGGCUGCCAGGAUAUUACACCUCUCCCUAGAGAUAAUCCACCUGAUAACCGGAGAGGAUUACACAGUAGUGAAGAAGUGGUCUGGUGAGUGUGUGACCCCCCGUGUGUCAGGAGGAUCGGGCACCACCCAGAGCCCCACCCCCGAGGAUCCUCCACCUCAUUCACUGAUACAUGAGCAGAAGAUCCUAGAACUGACCACCAGGAUAACUGAGCUGCUGACUGGAGAGGUUCCUAUAAGGUGUCAGGACGUCACUGUCUAUUUCUCCAUGGAGGAGUGGGAGUAUAUAAAAGGACACAAGGAUCUGUACCAGGACAUGAUAGAGGAUCGCCGGCCCCUCACACCGGAUGAAGUCAUGGAUAGAAAUCCACACGAGAAGUGUCCCCGUCCUCUGUAUUCCCAGGAUGGUCCAGAAGAAAAUGUCCCAGAGAAGCAUCAGGAAGAAGGUAUGAUUGUUAUUAAAGUGGAGGAGGAAUCUGAAGAAGAAGUAGGAGAGGAAAUGAUGAGAGGCUAUGACUCGUGUAUGAGGGAAGUGAAGAAGGAAAUUCGAGAAGAUGUCACCCCAGAAAACCCCACAAAGGAUGAAGAUGAAAACUUCAUGUCUUCACUAAAUAUUAAAGUAGAAGAUGACGAUAUCAUGCAGUUCACCCUAGGAGAGGACCUCCUUCCCCUUACUGUAUAUCCAGGAUCUCACUCCGGGGAGAAGACAUAUUCAUGUUCACUAUGUGGGAAAUGCUUUACAGAUACAUCAGAACUUUUAGCGCACGAGAGAAAGCACGUAGCAGAGAAUCGAUAUUCAUGUCCACUAUGUGAAAAAGGUUUUCCUCAGAAGUUAGAUCUUGUUAAACAUCAGGAAACUCAUGUAGCAGAAAGGCCAUAUUUGUGCCUUGAAUGUGGGCAAUAUUUUACAUCAAAACGACGUCUUGUUACACAUGAGAAAAGUCACACAGGAGAAGACCUGUAUGCAUGUUCCGAAUGUGAGAGAUCUUUUACAAGAAAAUCAAAUCUUAUUAAGCAUGUAAGAAUUCACAGAAACGAGAAGCCAUAUUCAUGUUCAGAAUGUGGGAAAUGUUUUAUAGAAAAAUCACAGCUUGUUACACAUGAGAUAAGUCACAUUGGAGAGAACCAUUCUUGUUCAGAAUGUGGAAAAUGUUUCCUAGAAAAAUCCCAUCUUGCUAAACACCAGAGAAGAAGUCACUCAGGAGAGAAGCCGUAUUCAUGCUCAGUAUGUGGGAAAUGUUUUGUAGAUAAAUCAUAUUUUGUUAUACAUAUGAGAAUUCAUACAGGAGAGAAGCCGUAUUCAUGUUCAGAAUGUGAGAAAUGUUUUUCAAGUAAAUUGAAUCUUCUUAAACAUAAGAGAAUUCACACAGGGGAGAAGCCACAUUCAUGUUCCGAAUGUGGGAAAUGUUUUACAAAUAAAUCCGAUCUUGUUACACACACGAGAAUUCACACAGGAGAGAAGCCAUAUUCAUGUUCAGAAUGUGGAAAGUGUUUUAAAGAUAAAAAUUAUAUUGUUAGACAUUUGAGAAGUCACUCAGGAGAGAAGCCUUAUUCAUGUUCAGAAUGUGGGAAAUGUUUUAUAGAAAAAUCCUAUCUCCUUAAACAUUUGAGAAGUCACUCAGGAGAGAAGUCCUAUUCAUGUUAAAAAUGUGGAAAAGGUUCUUGUUACACAUGAGAGAAUUCACAUAGGUGAGAAUCCGUAUUCAUGUUCAUAAUGUAGGAAAUGUUUUACAAAUAGAUCAUGUCUUCUUAAACAUCAGAGAAUCCACACAGGAGAUUUACAAAUAAAUUAAAUGCCAAAACGCAUAAAAAAAAAAAAA